AUGGCUCAAGCUCUGGGCUUUGCGUACCGCAUGGCCGUUCCUGCGGCCAUUGGUAUCGCGGUCGUGCAGUCGUCAAUCUACGACGUCAAGGGUGGAUCCAGAGCAGUCAUCUUUGACAGGAUGUCCGGUGUCAAGGACGCCGUCAUCAACGAGGGCACGCACUUCCUCGUGCCGUGGCUGCAGAGGAGCAUCGUCUUUGACGUGCGGACGAAGCCGAGAAACAUCGCGACGACGACGGGCAGCAAGGAUCUCCAGAUGGUCAGCUUGACCCUCCGUGUGCUGCACCGGCCCGAAGUCCAGGCCCUCCCCAAGAUCUACCAGAACCUCGGCCAAGACUACGACGAGAGAGUCCUCCCCUCCAUCGGAAACGAGGUCCUCAAGUCCAUCGUCGCCCAGUUCGACGCCGCCGAGCUCAUCACCCAGCGCGAGGCCGUCUCCCAGCGCAUCAGCUCCGACCUCCGCAAGCGCGCCGCCGAGUUCAAUAUCGCCCUCGAGGACGUCUCCAUCACGCACAUGACCUUCGGCAAGGAGUUCACAAAGGCCGUCGAGCAGAAGCAGAUUGCCCAGCAGGACGCCGAGCGCGCGCGCUUCAUCGUCGAAAAGGCCGAGCAGGAGCGCCAGGCCAACGUCAUCCGCGCCGAGGGCGAGGCCGAGUCCGCCGAGACGAUCAGCAAGGCCAUCGCCAAGAACGGCGACGGCCUCGUGCAGAUUCGAAAGAUUGAGGCCGCGCGGGAUAUCGCGGCGACGCUGUCGUCGAAUCCGAACGUCGCGUACUUGCCGAGCGGCGGUAAGAGCGGUAAUCAGAUGCUGUUGAACGUUGGCCGGCCGUAA
Colletotrichum abscissum is the source of this 831-nucleotide messenger RNA. RefSeq names its product SPFH domain/Band 7 family protein. NCBI's taxonomy places the organism in Eukaryota, Fungi, Ascomycota, Sordariomycetes, Glomerellales, Glomerellaceae. The record is from RefSeq and is a predicted model, not a curated record. Gene Ontology annotation, biological process: mitochondrion organization. Bases 1 to 831 code for a protein of 276 amino acids. Gene Ontology annotation, cellular component: mitochondrion; membrane. The transcript is spliced from 2 exons.